This is a messenger RNA of Lobosporangium transversale, 2264 nucleotides long. RefSeq names its product biotin-protein ligase. Gene Ontology annotation, cellular component: cytoplasm. Gene Ontology annotation, molecular function: biotin--[biotin carboxyl-carrier protein] ligase activity. The record is from RefSeq and is a predicted model, not a curated record. Gene Ontology annotation, biological process: protein modification process. The coding region runs from base 63 to 2171 and encodes 702 amino acids. NCBI's taxonomy places the organism in Eukaryota, Fungi, Mortierellomycota, Mortierellomycetes, Mortierellales, Mortierellaceae. The transcript has 2 exons.
CCACUCAUUCUUGGUCGCCCAGUUUAAUCUUACAAAAACAUCUGUUGCAAUCAGAAUUCAACAUGAAUGUCCUGGUCUACUCUGGCGAGGGUACCUCGCGUAUAUCACUUGCUCAUACAGUUCGCUCACUGCGCAGUCUUGUUGGGCAGCAUUACGACGUUAUGAAGAUCGAUGCCAAAGGUUUGCUGACCGAGCCUUGGGAAGAGUCCACAGCACUGCUAGUUAUCCCGGGAGGACGCGAUAUCCCCUAUACCAAGGAUCUCAAUGGUGCUAUCAACCAAAAGAUCCAGGCAUAUGUACAGGGUGGUGGACGAUUCUGUGGAAUCUGUGCGGGAGCAUACUUUGCAUCUGAUCAUAUCGUUUUUCAGGUCGGUACUCCUAUUGAGGUCCAAGGGGAACGGGAGCUCAAGUUCUUUGCGGGCGAGUGUCGCGGAGUGGUGGUUCCUGGGUUCGUCUACGACUCGGAACAAGGAGCCAAAGCGGUAGAAAUUCAAUUGGACAGAGAAUUGCUUGCAACUCACAAGUUGGGAUUUAGCAGUACGCGAGUAUAUUUUAAUGGAGGAGGUUGUUUUUUGGACGCCGAAAAGUAUCCCGGAACACAAGUAUUAGCAAGAUACAGUGGGAGAAACGGAGAGGAAAGCCAUGGAGUGAAUGCACCUGCAAUAAUUAUCUGUCAAGUUGGGAAUGGCCUGGCGCUGCUGACUGGUGUUCACCUAGAGUAUGAUCCCGCUCACCUGGAUUCAGGUAAUCCCGAGUAUGGACCAUUGCCUAAUGUAGUAACCUGUUUACUUGAAAGCGAGAGAGAACGUACCUCGCUGCUGAGGAGUCUACUUACCAAGCUUGGGCUGAAGUUAACGCAUCCAGAUGCCGCGGAUACAUCAUCGUCAAUGGCCGAACAAGUCGAUACGAGCGCUAAUGGUGUAUUGCCUCCUGGUGCCAUCCAGGGGAUCCCAGAUCUGUCAUCGUUGUAUCUGGCCUCAAUCAACUCAAAUUAUACAGCAGAUUUGACUAAAAUAUUGAAAGGGUUAGCUACACCUGAAGGAUUGAUUAAAGAGCCCAAUGACACCUUUCAAUUGAUUGCUUCUCCACAGCAUACAGUUCCUGUUCAUACACCAACCCUCUCAGAGGCAACAGAAGGCGAGAGUGAAGAGAAGAUCAUUAAGAACCUUGUUCUCUGCCCAGAGCAGCCACCUGCGCCUUCCUUGACGCCCUAUUUCAACAUGGACAACUAUUUUAAGCAUCUGCAUUCAGUUCGUGGGCAAAAUAAAAUGAGUAGUUUCAAUAAUUUCAAAUUUGGCAACUCGCUCCUGUAUGGCCAAGUUGUCACGUCUACACAGACCAUGCUGGACAAGAAUUUCGCGCUCUGCCAACGCUUGCCCGAUGGAUUUGUGUGUAAUGCCACGACGCAGAUAGCAGGGCGAGGACGCGGCCGUAAUUCUUGGAUUUCGCCACCAGGAUGUCUGCAGUUUUCGAUGGUGUUAAGACAUCCUGUACAGGCACGUCAUGCCUCUGCGGUCUUUGUGCAAUAUCUGGUCGCUUUAGCCGUUGUGGAAAGUGUAUGCUCAUUGCCCGGAUAUGAGGGUGUUCCAUUGAAGCUCAAGUGGCCUAAUGAUAUUUAUGCAGAGGCGCCCUUAGAAGAGAACGAACAAGAGCAGCAGCAACAGCAACAGGGUGUCCUCCCCAAGAUGGUCAAGAUUGGAGGAGUUCUUGUUAACUCAAACUUUAGUGGAUCUGAAUUUUUACUAGUCAUUGGAUGUGGGGUCAAUACAACCAAUCCGAACCCAACGACUUCAAUAAAUCAUCUGAUUCGAUAUCAUAAUAGGGUGACAGGCAAGAAUUUAGCACUAUUCACACAAGAAUCGCUGUUGGCCAAUAUCCUUGUGAAGUUGGAGGAGAUGUAUAAUUUGUUCCUGCAUGGCAAUGGGACGGGUUUCGCACAGCUAGAAGAGCUGUAUUACAAGCGGUGGUUACACUCGAAUGCGUUUGUGACCCUGACAACAAUGACACCUCAUCAACGAGUGCGAAUCCAAGGUAUCUCAUUGGAUUAUGGGUUGUUGAGGACAAUUGCUGUAGAUGAUCAGGGUAGAGAUAUUCCAAACGAAGAACAUAGACUUCAGCCUGAUGGCAAUUCGUUUGAUAUGCUGAAAGGGCUUAUCUCCACCAAAGCAUAGAGAAGGCAUUAGAUAAAAAAAAAUGUUUCAGACGUUGCUUUACCAAAUUUGGAAACAAAGAAAUUAGUGGCGCAAUAAAAACCCUCUCCUGAG